Calliphora vicina (urban bluebottle blowfly) is the source of this 1021-nucleotide messenger RNA. RefSeq names its product rhythmically expressed gene 2 protein. Bases 71 to 835 code for a protein of 254 amino acids. Lineage: Eukaryota; Metazoa; Arthropoda; Insecta; Diptera; Calliphoridae. The record is from RefSeq and is a predicted model, not a curated record. Gene Ontology annotation, cellular component: nucleus. The transcript has 2 exons.
AUCACCAUCAAAACAAAUGUAAACACGGCCUUUUUCCGCAAUAACAAAUUCGCUAACAACAAAGCAUAUUAUGGUCGGUAGAACAAUGCUGCUACAUAAUCUGCAUCGUUUUCGCUUAGUUACAUUCGAUAUGACGGAAACAUUAAUAGGUUUUAGAAGAGCACCGGCUGUACAAUAUGCCAAGACAGCCGCCCAGCUGGGAGUAUACGACAUUGACCAAAACAAGUUGCAGCAGUGUUUUAAAAAAGAGUUCAAGGCCAUAGAGCAACGACAUCCAAACUUUGGCCUUCAUUCGCCAAAUUUUACCUGGCAAGACUGGUGGUCCCAAUUGGUUUGCAAUAUAUUCCAUUGUGUUGAUCCUCAUAUUAAAGAGGAAAAACUUAAAGAAUUAAGUGAUACCUUAAUAAAAAUUUAUCGUACAAGAGAAUGUUGGCAUCACAUGAAAGGCGGCCAAGAGUUAGUGAAAAGUGUUCGCAAUGCUGGCAAGAAAAUUGGUGUAAUAUCGAAUUCGGAUCCCAGUCUACAGGAAGUACUCAAAGAAAUGAAUUUAUAUGAUAAAUUUGAUUUUAUAUUAACCUCCUAUGAGGCUGGCUAUCAGAAACCUCAUAAAAAUAUAUUCCAAAAGGCCUUGGAUGUGUACAAAGUACAACCACAUGAAGCCCUUCAUGUGGGCAAUACAUAUGAAAUAGAUUAUGUAGGUGCCCGCGAUGCCGGCUGGUCAAGCUUACUAAUUACACCCGAUGAAUUGGAUCUUCAAAAAGUUUCACCCACUCAAGGUUACAAAAACAUUGCCGAUUUAUUAGCAGCUUUAGAUAACAAAGAAAUUAGGUGGUAACGAACACAUAAUACAAAAUAUACUGUACAAAAAUAUAAUGAUAAGCGAAAAGAAGAUUUAUUAACUAAGUAUUUUAAACAAGAUAAUGAUACGUUAAAAACAAAGUGUCACAAAGAGUUUUAUGUACAACAUACUUACAUAUACAUACAUGUAUUUUAAGGAAAUUAAUAAAGGACUUUAAUACAA